CUUUGCAAUAUUUCACAGGCUAUCAGCUCGUUGAAACGAGCACAUUAUUUGAGCCCGAUGUCCUGCGUCCCAUCGUGUAAUCUAGGGAUCGUUUUUCUCACCACUGGACAGCCUGCAUCAGCUGCGAUUUAUCUAUGUGCUGCAGUCAGCGCUGAACCAAAAAAUCCAAUGCCAUAUCUGUUAUUGGGUUUGGCUCUAAAACGUUUGGAUGAUCUGGAAGGUGCUGAAAGAUCAUUGACAAAAGCACACGCAUUAGCUCCUCAGGAUCCGUUAAUAUUGAUUAAUUAUGCUGUGGUACUCGAUGCUCGCGACAAACAAGCUAAUGCCACUGAAAUUUUAACAGCGCUCAACGAUAUGAUGGCAGUCGUUGAGGUUGAUGCGCAGAUAUCGCAAAUGGCAAAGAAGUUAUCAAAAAGAUUACAACGCGAGAAAACGGAAUCAAACACCAGUCAAGAAAUGCUAACGGACGAGUAUGAAAAACGACAAUUAAGCGCUGAUGAAGUUUAAAAAUCAUGUCAUUCGUUGCGCAAUAAUUAUUCGUGUUAUUCGCAGAGAUUUAGGGAAAGGAAUAAAAAAGGAAAUAAUCUGUGGAAGUAUUACACAUUUUUAUUAGAGAGAGAACGAGAGAGAGAGAGAGAGUUUUUACACAAGUAAGAUACGAAAUUAACAUAUGUUACAUUUAUUUAUUAUUUGUUUCAAAAAGAUCUAGAUUUUAUUUAUUAUUUGUCUUCAAAACAUCUAGAAUUUAAUAUAAUGGAUUGAAAUUACAAAAUCAAAUACAAAAAAGCUGAUUGCACGCGUGUGAAAAGAAACAUAUCUUAUGUAUAUAGAGAUUAUUGAAUUAAAAAAUUGUGCGUGUUAUGUGUGCGUUUACGCAUAAACA
This is a messenger RNA of Wasmannia auropunctata (little fire ant), 883 nucleotides long. Its product is annotated as Bardet-Biedl syndrome 4 protein homolog. NCBI's taxonomy places the organism in Eukaryota, Metazoa, Arthropoda, Insecta, Hymenoptera, Formicidae. The transcript is spliced from 3 exons. The record is from RefSeq and is a predicted model, not a curated record. Gene Ontology annotation, biological process: cilium assembly; protein localization to cilium. Gene Ontology annotation, cellular component: ciliary basal body. Gene Ontology annotation, molecular function: protein binding. The coding region runs from base 58 to 507 and encodes 149 amino acids.